AUUGCGAGACCCGUGAAAUUCGACUAAAAUUUUACGAGACCCAGAGCUUUUGAAGGACCAUUUGCCACCCCUUAUAUUUUAUUAGCCUUCUACAGCUUUCUACUGUCGAAUCGAGGCGAAGGUAACCCACCAUUACGACCCUCUAGGAAGUCAGUUAAAUUUGCAUAAUAAAUUAAAAAGUUGAAUUACAUCUGUAUACUUUUGCGUGAAUAGGUUAUAUAGUUUUAAGACUUAGGAAUUCCUAAUUUCCCUCGUUUGUAUCAGUUUAGCAAAUUGACGUCAGUUUUUCAUGCGUCUGCCCUGUUAUUGAUCAUGAAUUUCGUCAUAACAUUGUCAAAGUGGCUGUUGAUCCAUUAGCUUGCGAGCAGAGCUCACCUUUGAGUCACGCGCGCGAGCGGAGAGCAAAACGAUCCGACGGGAAGGAGCCUGGUAGCCUGUUCGCAGGUACGAGGCAGUAGCCGAAAGGUACUUUGACAAUGUUAUGACGAAAUUCAUUGUCCAUAAGAGGACAGAGGCAUGUAAAACUGACGUCUAUUUGUUUUUUAUGAUAACAAAUUGUUAACUUGUCCGCUCUCGCCCGUUGACGCAUCGCAUAAAUUAUAAAUUCAUGUGCCAGUCUGCUUAUUGACAAUGAAAAUUAGGCAAUGAGCGCGCGAGAAUUUAUACAGUUAUCGUAAAAAAAGGUAAACAUAGGACUAACUUGUUGGGCAGCUAAUCAAAAUCAAUUCACCUAAUCAGAAUACAUCAUCAGAUCACAAAAGCUUUGAAAUAACCUAUAAGAGCAGUGAAAUAAAUUUAAGAGACAUUUUAUAUCCUCUACGUAGGUGUCGGGUUUUCAGUCAAUAGGUCGCACGGUAUUCGCCUCUCCUCUCCCCUCCCCGACUCAGGCUAGAAUAAGGGAGCUUGGGUUCCAUAAUGAAACAAAAUGGCGGAAGAAUUUGCAGAAAAAGUUCUUCAAAAGGCUCGCGCUUUGGGGUUGAAAAUCCGCAACCGUAUCAUUUCUACGGAGGGAAAAUCCGUAAGAGUAGAUUUAGCAGAUGUAGCACUUUCUAGUGGGCUUGGUGUAAUAACGUUUCCACUUUGUUUGGGAGCUUUACAAACUGGUAUUUUUCGUCCGCUACGAAUGACUUCAAAUAUUCGCGUCAUUGGCUCUGUCUGUGGAGGCAUUUCUGUGCUUAUCUCCAGCAGUACUGCUUCGCUAGCUUUUCUUUCAAGCACUGUAAUGUUGAAAGAAGUCAAAGACAACUCAGUGAAAGUUUCGGUGGAAAAAUUCCUCUCGUUUGUUCCUGUAGACAGAUGUUCAAUCUCCAUUUCAGUUUGUUACAAGGAUGUACCUGUCUACGGAUUCGCGAGUUUAUUUGUGUUUAAAUUGUUGGGUGGAAAGUUUCGAUCAGUCUUACCAAGCAACUUGAUUUAUCCAGGGGCGUUUGCUAAAGGUUGCUUUCCGGCCAAAGGACAGAAUUAUGCCUCAAACGCUGUGAAGCAGAAACUUACAUUGCUUGGGAAAAAAUAUGGUUGCCAUUCUUGUGGAAAACGGUGGAGUACAUCUUUUGUAGGAGAUCAUAUGCCUCCAAAUAAACUGGUUAGAAAAGGACAACAGCAACAGUUUUAUCCACAAUGCACAAGCUGCUCUAAUUCACAAGGUGCAGCGUUAUCUUCAAUGUCAAGAAAGCUACGUGUCAAGACCCAUGGCUCUUCCUUAAGACUCUAUCACUUGUGGUUACCAUUACCCAUUCCAUUGGCGCUGUUAAGGAAUUAUGUCACUGUCAAGUUGGAUCUACAAGACUCCAACACAGGGUGUGAUAAACAGUCUGAAGAUGGGCAAAGCCCAGAUGAAUAUUUAUAUAAACUUGUGACGAAGACAAUGUUGUUUUUAAAACUAAGCGAUAAAGGUGACAAUGGAGAUGACGAUUAGCCCCAGAGAUGUUUACA
This is a messenger RNA of Orbicella faveolata, 1932 nucleotides long. RefSeq lists its product as uncharacterized. The record is from RefSeq and is a predicted model, not a curated record. NCBI's taxonomy places the organism in Eukaryota, Metazoa, Cnidaria, Anthozoa, Scleractinia, Merulinidae.